AAAAGUUUCAUCUUCGGGCGGGGCCGCCAUUCAUUUCAGUAAUUUCCGUCAUUUCUGAGUCAAACAGGUUGGAUUUCCUACUAGGGGUCUUGGAAAUUCCGUUAUUUUUCGAUUUAGGAUGAAAUAUUGAAACAACUAAUUUGAAGAAGCCACGAAGGAGUUCAGGAUCUUCUUCUCGCCCUGAGGACCGCCUGUGACCAGUCAGCCGCCGGUGACGGUCAGGAUGGGCGGGGUGUACCGCCGACAGGCCGGGCUCGCCGAUGACGUGCUGUGCGCGCUGGUGCUACCGGCCGCCGUCUACGUCAGCUCGUCGGGCGGCGAGGCUGCCACUGCCGGCGUGCUGGCCGCCGUGGCGCUGUUCGCCUGUCUCUCCGAGUUCCACUGCGAGUCGGCGCUGAGCCUGGGCGGCGGCGCGGCCGCUGUGCUGACAGCGGGCUGGGCGCUGGCGCUGCCGUUCGGCCAGGUGGCGCGGCUGGCGCUGCUGGCCGCCGCCGAGCUGCUGACGGCCGGCACGCUGCUGACGCGCGGCGGCGGCAGCGCCACCGGCGGCGAGGCGCUGCUGCUGGGCCAGGCGGCGGCUCUGCUGUGCGCCGCCUCGGCCGGCCAGCUACCGGAGCUGCUGCUGUUCGGGUCGCCGCUGUACGUCAGCGAGCGGGCGGCCGUCAUCCACCUGCUGCAGACCGCCUUCUGCCUGCUGCUGGGGCUGCUGCUGCUGCUCUCCUACCUGCCGUCGGCGCGGCAGUCGGCCUGGCUGCACCUGCUCCUGGUGCUGCUGGCCGGCGCCAUCAUUGUCACCACCUCGGUCAUCAUCAACACCAACUGCCUGCUGUGGAUGGUGGAGUUCGCCACCGGCAGCGCGCCGCGGCUGCGCCUCCUCACCAUCUGGGCGUCCCUGCUGGGCGGCGCGGUGCUGUUCGCCGCCGCGCUGGGCGCCUCCGGCUCCGGCGGCGGCCUGUCGCGCGCCGUGCUCAGGAAGCUGUUCCACCUGCUGAUCUGCGCGGUGUUCGUGCCGGGCCUGCUGUACGACCCCCUGCUUCUGCUGGCCGCCUCCGGAGGCAUCACCUUCCUCUUUAUCAUCGCCGAGAUCGCGCGGGCGUGUCGGCUGCAGCCGUGGGCGGACAUCAUCCAGCGCUGGUUCCGACCGUUCCUCGAUUCCAAGGACGGCGGCUUCCUGGUGCUCUCCAACAUCUUCCUCGUAGCGGCGUGCUCGGGCGUGCUGUGGUACCACGCCGGCGAGGUGACGGCGGCCGGGCGCCGUCAGGACCUCAGUCUGUUCGCUGGUGUCAUCACUGUGGGUAUUGGAGACACGGUGGCUGCCGUGGUCGGCUCUCGGUACGGCCGGACCCGGUGGCCGCAGUCUUCAAAAACCAUAGAGGGAAGUCUGGCCGCUAUCGCCGCCCAGCUGCUGUUCUGUUAUGCGCUGGACCAUACCGGGUACCUGUACAUCGGUCAGGAGAUGUGGCGCGCGCUGUGUGUCGCCAUCGGGGUCACCACCCUGGCGGAGGCGUUCACGGCGCAGGCCGAUAACCUGCUGCUGCCGCCGCUGUUCGUCAUCGCGCUCCGGCUGGCGCAGCGGCACUGGUAAUGAAUUGUCAUGGCGACGGGUCGACGGUUGUCAUGACGCCGAUUCGACGAUCGUUAUGGCGACGGGUCUAUGUGGUCAGUAGUGCCUCAGAGCAAGCCAAACUGGUUCUCUUUACUCCAUGCAAUGAUUGUACCUUACUUGUAAAGUUUUGCUACUCUGCUCAGGAACUUCCACAGCAAAGUUAGGUGUAUGCCAUGCAACAGCAUGAAGUGUAUUGGGUCUGUGCUUUUGGGCAUUAUGUAUUAUGGUUAGUUGACGUCGGGUAGCUAAAUAGUUUGAUCGUAGAGUUGUUACGGGAGGACAUGGGUUUAUACUUUUGUACGACAGGUGAUGAAUAUACGUCAAUGAUGCUAUGAUUCAUGCAUGACUCGCUCGCUUCUCCCGAGCCUAAUUCGACUCAAUCGAGCAUCUAGCGAUGACUCGAAUAAGACCACAAAUGGUAUAAUUAUCUGUGAUUUACCGUGAUUCCACAUACAUGACAGAACUUUGUUACCAACUGCGUUACGUAUGUCAUUUUCCAAAUAAAUAUUUAUUGGUGCCGGGCUACCCCGCGUUUCCCUCCCG
This is a messenger RNA of Amphibalanus amphitrite, 2149 nucleotides long. RefSeq names its product dolichol kinase-like. The transcript is spliced from 2 exons. Gene Ontology annotation, molecular function: dolichol kinase activity. Gene Ontology annotation, biological process: dolichyl monophosphate biosynthetic process. Bases 224 to 1585 code for a protein of 453 amino acids. Lineage: Eukaryota; Metazoa; Arthropoda; Thecostraca; Balanomorpha; Balanidae. Gene Ontology annotation, cellular component: endoplasmic reticulum membrane. The record is from RefSeq and is a predicted model, not a curated record.